This is a messenger RNA of Ophidiomyces ophidiicola, 888 nucleotides long. RefSeq lists its product as uncharacterized. The record is from RefSeq and is a predicted model, not a curated record. Lineage: Eukaryota; Fungi; Ascomycota; Eurotiomycetes; Onygenales; Onygenaceae. The coding region runs from base 1 to 888 and encodes 295 amino acids. The transcript is spliced from 2 exons.
AUGGCACAAGUCCCAGCGCAGGUUCCUACUACAUCCUACAGUAUCCAAAAUGCUAGUGCCAUAUAUAUACAUAUCCAUGAAACUUCAAGCAAGCGAAUACAGACAUUAGAUUACUUACGAAAGGCCCAUGAAGGAAGAGUCUAUUGGUUCAAUACCAUUCAUUUCACGAGAACAGAUAUCUCCCGGCUGCCAUAUUUUGAGAAACGGAAGCUCGCCCGUCGGGCCAUCAAUUAUUUGCUGCUCGGGUUGUCGCUCCCGCCAAUAUUAGAUGUCAGCUCAAAUUCUUUCGAGUAUCUCCGUUCCUUAAACGCUCUGCUUAUCGAAUUCGAGGCCUUUCAGCAAAUACACCCCGUCGAUGGUGGAACAGCCUCAACCCUUGCCCGUGCCCGAAUUCCUCAAAUGUUUAAGCGAUCAACCCAUACUGCCACCAAAGCCAGAAGAGCAAGCUCAGCAACCGAGAUAGGCCUCCCGAUGCUGUCGAGUGACCAAUCGGAUCUAAAAGCAAAAACGGGCAACAUAGCUUCUUCUACAAAUGCCGCUUCUACGGUUGCCUCCUUUCCAUCCAUCGCCGAAUCCUCGGAUCUUCUCCCGGGCGAGGAGUAUACAUAUUUGCUAACUCCCACGCUACCAUUUGAUCCUGACUUCUUUGAGACCUUCUCCACUCUAUGCGAUGUCCUGAUAGAUUGUUAUACGAGACUUAUGGCUCUAGUAUCUAGUCCCUCCAUAUGUACAGCCGCUUUAGGCGAAAUAUUUGCGAAGGCAGAUUCCCGGUUACGGAAAGUAAUCAUGUCAAGCGUUGUGCGAGAAUUCGAGGACGCGAGCCGCAGCAGCGUAAAGGGCGAAAUUGCUGGUGUUGGCAGAGUAAUAUUGGGAGGCCUGGUAGGCUAG